Molecule: messenger RNA, 2235 nt
Organism: Sphenostylis stenocarpa
Lineage: Eukaryota; Viridiplantae; Streptophyta; Magnoliopsida; Fabales; Fabaceae
Source: the annotation of a GenBank genome assembly
AUGAGAAUCCAAUCGAAGAAGAGUAGCAGUGCAGCAUCCAAAUUGCUGGCCAUGGCCAAGAAGGGAAGCUCCAAAACAACCAUUUUCUUCAUCUUCGUCUCUUUCAUACUUUUCUGUGCAUUUCUCCCUGUUUUCGCUCCUCUUCCUUCUCUCCACUCUCACUCUACUCGCCAUUCUCAUCGCAAUUCAGUUAACAGAAAGUUUGAGAUUGAGAGUGACAGGUUCUGGAGAGAUGGUGAACCGUUUCAGAUCAUCGGUGGUGAUGUGCAUUAUUUUCGAGUGCAUCCAGAGUACUGGGAAGAUAGACUGUUAAAAGCCAAGGCAUUGGGCUUGAACACAAUUCAGACAUAUGUUCCUUGGAAUCUGCAUGAGCCAGCUCCAGGAAAGUUUGUUUUUGAGGGUUUCGCAAACAUUGAAGCAUUCCUCAACCUUUGCCACAAACUUGGUCUCCUUGUGAUGAUUCGACCCGGACCAUACAUAUGUGGAGAGUGGGAUUGGGGCGGUUUCCCAGGUUGGUUCUAUUCCAUGAACCCAACCCCCAAGCUAAGAUCAUCUGAUCCUACUUAUCUUCAACUGGUCGAAAGGUGGUGGGGUAAUCUGCUUCCAAAGUUUGUUCCUCUCCUAUAUGACAAUGGAGGCCCUAUAAUAAUGGUUCAGAUUGAAAAUGAGUUUGGUUCUUAUGGAGAUGACCAAGCAUAUCUCCAUCACCUGGUCACCCUGGCUAGAGGUCAUCUUGGGCAUGAUGUUAUUUUCAUGAUAUCUAGACGCUACAUAAUUAACAACCUAAAUUUCAAUGCGAAUAAAGAUGCAAAGAAGAUGGUGAUAAGAAAUGGACAAAUUGGACAAAGGAGGGAGAAUAUAGUGAAAGAGGAGGAUGUAGUGGGAGAACCUAAGUCAGGAAAAGAAGUCAAUACACUACAGAUGGAGGCACGAGGGAAAGCCUUGAGAAAGGAUCUAUUCGUGGGGAUGCUGUCUUUUCAGAAAGAGUUCAAUGCCCCAGGAAAAUCACCACCUUUGUCAGCCGAGUUUUACACUGGGUGGCUAACACACUGGGGAGAGAAAAUUGCCAUGACUGAUGCUGAUUUUACAGCAGCUGCUCUUGAAAAAAUUUUGCAAAAAAAUGGUUCUGCAGUCCUCUAUAUGGCACAUGGUGGGACUAACUUUGGAUUUUAUAGUGGAGCCAAUACUGGUGUAGAUGAGGCUGACUACAAACCUGAUCUCACUUCUUACGAUUACGAUGCACCAAUUAGGGAAUCUGGUGAUGUUGACAACUCAAAAUUCAAUGCUAUUCGAAGGGUUAUAGCCAGAUAUAGCUCGGUACCUCUUCCACCUGUUCCCUCUAAUAAUGAAAAGGCAAGAUACGGAGCAAUUCACAUGCAAAGAAAGGCUUUCUUAUUUGACAUGUUUGAUUUCACCAAUGCGACUAAUGUGUUUGAAUCUGAAACUCCAAUGUCAAUGGAGUACGUGGGCCAGUCGUUUGGUUUUGUAUUGUACUUCACUGAAUACAAAGCGAAGAGAGGUGGAAGAAUUUUGUCCAUACCAAAGUUACAUGACAGAGCUCAAGUAUUUAUUUCAUGCCCUGCUGGAAAAAAUGGUGCAAGGCCAACUUAUGUUGGAACUAUUGAAAGGUGGUUUAAUAACAAACUAAGUCUUCCUGAUGUUAAAUGUCAUUCUAACAUCACGUUAUUUAUUCUGGUUGAAAACAUGGGCCGUAUAAAUUAUGGUGCUUUCAUCUUUGAUAGGAAGGGCAUUCUAUCUUCAGUUUAUCUGGACGGGGAAAAUGUAAAAGGGUGGAAAAUGUUUCCUGUUCCUUUGCACAACCUGAACGAAAUGUCAACGUACAAUCCCAUCACGCAGACUUCAUAUUCUGCACUCAGUGAAAUAACAUCAUCCAGAAAAAAGUUGAUUUAUGAGCAUGAGAAUACUUCAGAAGAACCUGCAAUUUAUUGUGGUCACUUCUCAAUUGAUAAAUCAAGUCAGGUCAUGGAUACAUUCAUAUCAUUCAGCAAUUGGGGGAAAGGCAUUGUGUUUGUUAAUGACUUCAAUAUAGGAAGAUAUUGGCCGUUGAGAGGACCACAGUGCAAUCUCUACGUUCCUGCUCCACUCCUAAAGGAAGGAGAUAACAUUUUGGUAAUACUUGAAUUGGAAUCUCCCGAUCCUGAUCUUGUGGUACACACAAUGGAUGAGCCAGACUUCACAUGUGGCUCCACUGGGAUGAGCCUUCAUCAGCUGUAA